AUGCCAAAGAUCUCGAGGCGUCGAGCGCAUUGCAAAGCAAUUUCCCAACGCUUUUCAACAAAUGAAGAUUCUGGAGAUGGAACAGAUUAUUCGGAUUUCGAAGAAUCGCUCGAGUCGACAACCAAAGCGGUUAAAGACCUACCAGUGGUGAACUUUCGAGAGGAAAACGUCAUGAAUGACAUCGGGGACCUGUUUGAGCUGUGUCGAGCUCAUUGUCCAAUCAAAUAUCUAAGUGUUUUACUGUAUAUGACAAUGAAGCGUUUCGACAUCGGAUGGCAACAAUCCAACGAAUUCUUAUCGGCGAUCGGCGGGCUCACUGUGGAAACAGCUCAUAAGUGGACACAAAUUUACAUUCAUGGUGACUUCGACGACUUCUGCUCAGAGAACAGAGGUGGAAAACAUUCCGACGGCUUCUAUGAUCUCUUCCCCGACAUCGAAAUCGAAGCGAAGUCGUUUGUGUUACAACGUUGCUCUCAAAAGACUUCGAAUUUCGUAGUCAAUGAUUUAGGAAACUUCAUUGACGAAAAAUUCUAUUUGACAACAGACAUUGUGAAAGUGAAGGACGCUCCGUUAGUACGAUCGAUCGCAGCUUGUCGUCUUGACAUGCGCAACUGGGGUGCGCGGUAUGACUCAACUGGUAAUCGUCCUUACUUUGCUGGUCACGAGAGACCAGACGUUGUCGAGCAUCGCAAUGAAUUCGUCAAAUAUUUUCUCAGUCGAGCAAACAAUUAUUUCACAAUUACGAAUGGAGAUAUGCCUCAGUGGCAUUAUCCAGUCGGCGACUCGCCGACCAUUUUGAUUUUUCAUGACGAAUCGACAUUUAGAUCAGGGGAAAUUCAUCACAAGCGUUGGUUUUUCGGUGAUGGGGCACCGCUAUAUAACAAAGGUCGUGGCAGGUCCAACAUGGUGAGCGACUUUAUCGUUAUGCAUCCAUCUGGACCGUUUUUCCGAUUGAAUGCCGCUGAAUUUGCUGAGGCAGUGAAACACUACCCCCAAUUACGCACGAAGUGCGACAUUGAUUACGUCGAAGGGAGUGCAACUGCAUCAAUUCAUGUUGGCCAUGAUGCUUAUUUCGACAACGCAACUGUACUGCAACAAUUCGAACGUCUUUUCCAAAUGAUCAAAUUCAAGCAAGCAUUCAAAGGGCACAUCAUUGAGUGUGUGGUCGAUAAUGCCCGUACUCACACGGCCAAAUCUCAUUCUGUCUUCGAUUUUGGCAAGGGUGUCGGUACGAGGUGUCCUGUCAAUACCAUUGAAUACGUCGAUGACCGCGGCAUGAAAAGAUCUCUGUCUUGUCUCUUCGAUGCAGGACCCAAUAAGGGUCUGAGCAAAGGUCUCCUAGAGCUUGCCCGUGAAAUUAAAAUUAGAAUACCACCAGGCGCUACGCUACAAUGUAUUCGUGAACUGCUUGCUAAACAUCCUGCCUUUAACACCACAUCUCGUCUGCAACAGCUCGGUGAACAGUAUGGUAUCAAAGUGAUAUUUUGUCCCAAGUUCCACAGUGAAUUAAACGUCAUUGAAGGCUUAUGGUGUUCACAAAAAUUAUUUGUUCGAACCCGAACGGACCAAACUUACAAUACAAUGUUACGCUUGAUUUCCGAAUCACGUGUUUAUUUCGAAGAAAAAAGCAUACGAAAAAGUUCUACAAAUGUUCUUCAGUANCAAUGGUCGGCGGUUUAUCGUGCUAGUCUUGAACCAUACUGUACAACACCAGCUGAUCGGGAAACACCAGGUCAAGAGGGUGGAAAAUAUUUCGGUGGAAACAAUGAAGGUAUUGAUGCCGAGUCAAGUUAUCCAUACGAAGCUCGUGACGGACAAUGUCGAUUUAUAAAGGGAAAUGUGGACGCGACUGAUACUGGCUAUGUUAAUGUACUAAAAGGAAGUGAACAAGAUCUUCAAGUUGCUGUUGUUUCUAUUGAUUGGAUUUCUGUUGCCAUUGAUGCAUCACAAGAUCUAUUUCAAUUUAUAUGCACGGUGUUUAUCAUGAACGACACUGCUCAACAGUAG
This is a messenger RNA of Adineta ricciae, 2007 nucleotides long. Lineage: Eukaryota; Metazoa; Rotifera; Eurotatoria; Adinetida; Adinetidae. The record is from the annotation of a GenBank genome assembly.